This is a messenger RNA of Trachymyrmex cornetzi, 2163 nucleotides long. RefSeq names its product Leucine-rich repeat-containing G protein-coupled receptor 3 (gene Lgr3). Gene Ontology annotation, biological process: adenylate cyclase-activating G protein-coupled receptor signaling pathway; activation of adenylate cyclase activity; hormone-mediated signaling pathway. Gene Ontology annotation, cellular component: plasma membrane. Lineage: Eukaryota; Metazoa; Arthropoda; Insecta; Hymenoptera; Formicidae. The coding region runs from base 1 to 2163 and encodes 720 amino acids. Gene Ontology annotation, molecular function: protein binding; G protein-coupled peptide receptor activity. The transcript has 20 exons. The record is from RefSeq and is a predicted model, not a curated record.
AUGAGAUAUAAACAUAUCGUACUCGUCGGUGCAUCACUGAUUACAAUACUCUGCUUGCUUUCUGGACUUAUGUAUUAUUUAAAUCAAGAUAAAUGUCCCAUCGGUACCUUCCAGUGUCUCAACAGCACCACAUGCAUGCCGCAACGUAGCUGGUGCAAUGGCGUCCCGGAUUGUCCACAUAGCGACGAUGAAUCCACAGAAAAUUGUUUUGACAUGUACGGAAACUGGGAUUGGUUUAUGAAAGAAAGAAACUGGGGAAACUCAAACAAUUGCGAUACAUUUGACGCUCCAGUUAAAUGCACCUACGAUGCGUGUCGUGCAACUUGUACGAAUUUUACCGAUGUCCCUAAAAACUUGUCAUCGAAUGUAACGGCAAUUUUUCUCACCGACAAUUUGCUCACAUAUUUAUCUCGCGAUGCAUUAUCAAGAUAUCCAGAGAUACGCUUGUUAUAUCUCGAUAAUAAUAAUAUAAUCAAAUUAGAAAAAGGAGUCUUCCUUCAUCAAUCUAAGUUGUUUUGGUUAAUUCUCACAAAUAAUAGCAUCAGCGAAAUACUACCGGGACAUCUAACGGGACUAGAUAAAUUAGAAACUCUGCUACUGGAUCAAAAUAAAAUUGUGACGGCAGAUUUUUCUGACCUAAAAGACAGCACUACUACAUAUUUGAUAAACCUGAGUAAGAACAUGUUAACAACAUCCGCUUUAAAGCUGCCACGGUUAUCGGAGUUGACAGAAAUAAUAUUGGACGGAAACCACUUCGAGUCAAUAACGGAAGAUCUCUUUGCCGGAUGCCCCGCUUUAAAAUCACUGAGUAUGGAGGACAAUAGCAUAAGCAGCAUCGACGAGAACGCGUUUCGGAAUUUGCAACAACUUAUUGAGCUUAACUUGGCAUACAACAGGAUAGUCACGAUACCGUCAAACGUGUUCCAGUCCGUGAAUAAUCUGUCGAAGCUAAGUGUCGAAGAUAUAAACAUGGAUAAUAUGGAUAAAAACGCAUUCGACGUGUUUCCAAGGCUCGAUUUCGUAUAUUUCAAGAAAUUUCACUACUGCAUGACUUACGCGCCGAAGGUGCAGAAAUGUAGACCAACUAGCGAUGGUGUGUCAUCGAUGUCUCAUUUGCUGGACAAGCCUCUAUUAAGGGCUGCUGUUUGGACCAUAUCUUGUCUCACUUGUCUCGGUAAUAGCCUCGUUCUGUGGGGAAGAUUUACCGCUAAAGAUGAGAAUCGUGUUUUGAGUAUCAUUAUCCGAAAUCUCGCAGUAUCCGACAUGUUGAUGGGAAUAUACCUCUUCAUAAUCGCCAUAGAAGAUGCGAGGUUUCGCGAUAACUACAAAGAGGAAGCAAGUAUAUGGAUGUCCUCAUGGCCCUGCAUACUCUUAGGAGCGUUGGCGAUGACAUCAUCCGAGGUUUCCAUGCUUAUCCUGUCAUUUAUGUCCGUGGAGCGAUUUAUUCUGAUCGCAGCACCUUUGAAGUGUCAUCACGCCAUGACAUCUCAAGCUGCAGCCUCAUCGAUGAUCGUCAUCUGGAUCGGCGGACUUAUUAUCGCUCUUGCGCCAGUUAUCCAUUGGAGAAGCAGUACAAAAUUCUAUGGUGUCAAUGGAAUGUGUUUUCCUCUACAUAUAGACGAUCCAUAUCUAAUAGGCUGGGAAUACUCGGCCUUUAUCUUUCUGGGACUUAAUCUCAUCGGAUUGAUGAUUAUUGGUUACGUUUACAUUGCAAUGUUCACCAGCAUCUGGAGAACGCGCCGUGCCACGCCAUUGUCAGUCGGCGAUUCUGAGUUCGCCCUCAGGUUCUUCCUAAUCGUGUUGACAGACGCGGCAUGUUGGGCACCGAUUAUAGCGUUGAAAAUCCUCGCCAUGAUGAAAUAUCCCGUGCCACCUGAUUUGCACGCUUGGAUAGUGAUUUUUAUUCUGCCAGUGAAUAGUACGGUUAAUCCGCUGUUGUAUACUUUCACCACACCAAAAUUUCGUGAAAAACUCAACGAGGGUUGGUUUGGAAAAGUAUGCAGCUACAUGUCGAGGAAACAUUCCAGACAAGAUUCGCAGGAAUCAGCUACUAUCAAUAAAACGGUUAUUAAUAAGAACAUAGUACAGCCUAUCUGGAACAAAUAUGAUGAUGAUAAAAGGAAGACGGCACCUCUGCUUGACUUCGACGAUGAAAAAUCUUGA